CAUCGACGACAUGGCCAGUAUUGGCCCCGGUCAGAAUGUACUGAAAUUACUGCUGCUUGGGAUUGUAUUCCAUGUCGUAUUCAUAGCAUCAGUAUUCGACUGCUACUUCACAAGUCCGGUAGUUCAUGGAAUGAACCACCAUGGAUCACAAAGUCGCGGCGAAGCAAAGCGUCUCGUCCUGAUAGUCGCUGACGGUCUGCGUGCCGAUCUUUUGUUCACUCCGAAUGGAUUCGCAUUCGGCGAGUCUUCACCGACCGUGGUAGCACCCCACUUGCGCUCAAUCGCAGAGAAACGCGGGGCGUUUGGCGUGUCACAUACCAGAGUGCCAACGGAAAGUCGUCCAGGCCACGUUGCUAUCAUCGGUGGAAUGUACGAGGAUGUGUCCGCGGUGACAAAGGGCUGGAAGACCAAUCCAGUGGAUUUCGACUCAGUGUUUAACCAGUCCAGCCAUACAUUCUCGUUUGGCUCCCCUGACAUCCUUCCUAUGUUCUCCAAAGGCGCAAGUCUCGACAAGGUGCUGACUUGGUGUUAUGACGAAGAAGCAGAGGAUUUUACAAAGGAUGCGACUACCCUAGACACUUGGGUACUAGAUCAGCUUCGCAUAUUAUUUCAAAAUGCGUCAACGGAUGCUACGUUGAACUCCCAAUUACGGGGCGACAAAGUCAUAUUCUUUCUCCACCUUGCUUGGGAAUACAUGCAAAACAUUCAGGUCGUCGAGAACCUUGUUUCUCAAUUCUACGAGGACCAAGAGACGAGUUAUGUUUUUACAGCUGAUCACGGAAUGUCUAAGAUAGGGAACCAUGGAGAUGGUGAUCCGGAUAGCACCCGUACACCCUUGAUUGCAUGGGGUAAGGGCAUUCGUGGUCCACUCUCAGACUCGACGCCCACAUCGCACGAUGAAUAUUCUAAACCAUGGAAUCUAGGCCACCUACUGCGACGAGACGUGUCACAAGCAGAUUUAGCACCAUUGAUGGCGACACUCAUCGGGAUAGACUGGCCAUCAAAUUCAGUAGGCGUGUUACCUGAUAUUGACCCGACACGAGCUGGUUACCUCGCGCCCCUCGAAGGGGAGGAAGCACUCGCUCGGUAUUCGUUGGUCAACGUGCAGGUUCUGUUGGAGCAUUAUCUGGUGAAACAUGAAAUGAAAGCUGCGCAUGCCAUUUUCUAUAAGCCCUUCGGUCUUUUGGAGGACGAGGAGCUGGGCGUGCCAGCUCGAAUCCGAAAAGUUGCUGCCAUCGAACGACUAAUUGAGGAGGGAAAGUGGUACGAUGCGCGUAGAUACUCCAUGGAGCUGAGCGAAACUUGUUUGCAAGGUUUGCGUUACUUGGAGACCUACGACCGGCUAUUGAUCCGCGCUAUCGUCGUCGUGGCAUACCUCGGAUGGGCGGCAUACGCCUCAAUCUCAUUGCUACCACCCGCAGCUUCCCUUUCUGCAUCCAGAAGCGGAGUUGUCAACGUCGUUACCAUCGCCACACUAUUAGGUUUUUGGGCCGCAUUUUGGAUACAGAAUUCGCCUUGGACGUUUUAUGUUUAUGUCGCUUUUCCUUGUUACUUCUGGAGGGAAUCUUGCUCUCGCGGCGUACCGGCCCUUUGCAAAUGUGUAUCCGAAUGUUCGCCGACAUACCGAAACCUAUGCGUGCAGUUGAUCUUGGUUAUCUCUGCGCUGCAAAGCAUGGUGGUUGCUUACACCCAUCGUUCCAUAUGGAGUGCCGGUUAUGUAGUAAUUGGUGUUCUGUGGCCGCUGUUCACGUGGCCCUCUUCGUUGCUUUCUCAAAAUUGGAAGCUUGUAGGGUUGUGGUGUGGAAGUUGUAUCGUGACUGGUGUGUUUCCCCUCCUGGCGGUCGACAAGGAGGAAAGUCUACCUUCAAUUUUGGCAGGUGGAGGUGUCAUGCUGCUCAUAGGGGCCAUUCAUUUAUAUUCUUCUGGCCAAAAUGUCGUGGAUAAGUCGGUGAAGAUAUCCCGUGCAAUUCAAAUGGGCCUGGUCGCGGCCAUGAUGCUAGUCACCUCUGGCUCCGUCUGCAGUUUGCAGGCCAGGGCUGGAUUGCCUCGACUCAAUCAGAUCGCUGCCUGGCUGAUUCUUGCAUCAUCCUCCGUGUACCCAUUCAUUUCGAAAGUACGCCAUCCUUCCCAGACAUCCAAGAUCAUAUCCUUUUUCCUUUCAUUUGCUGCCUGCUUCGUUAUUUUAUCGAUAAGCGUCGAAGGACUUUUCUACUCCGCCUAUACCUGCAACUUGCUUCUUUGGAUAGAAAUCGAAGCACUCGUGCGGAACUCUGACAGCUCUAACGGGAACGGGUCUGCGGCUGAUCAACAACUAUCGAUAUCCUACCGAUUCCGAGCGGAUGAUAUCCGUAUUGCGCUGUUUUUCUUGUUCUAUGUUCAAGUGGCAUUCUUUGGGACGGGAAAAUCAUUCUACCUCGAGCCCGUGUAUCGCCUUGUACCUAUCUUUAACCCGUUCUUGAUGGCAGCGCUUCUGAUAUUCAAGAUCGUCUGUCCAUACGUUAUCUUAUCGGUAGCCUUCGCCACUCUCAACGCACGUCUUCACCUCCCUCCAUUCUCCCUAUUUCUGGUUGCCCUCACACUAACAGAUGGGAUGACGAUGACGUUCUUUUUGAAUGUAACAGAUACCGGUUCUUGGUUAGAGAUCGGCCAAUCUAUCAGUUUCUUCUGCAUCACGUCUCUACUACUGGUUUGGUCGGCUGGAAUAUGUGCGGCUGGCGAGUAUCUCAUGGGAAAUACGCUGGUAGAUCGCAAGUCGACCAAGGUGAACUGAAAUACUCUUAACGCAGUAGAUCGUGUACACGUACUAGAAGAAUAUAGACCCUACAUAAACUUUAUGGUAUGAACCUGCACGCGGUCAUGUCGUGCAUAUGUG
This is a messenger RNA of Pisolithus orientalis, 2872 nucleotides long. RefSeq names its product Phosphatidylinositolglycan class N-domain-containing protein. The transcript has 19 exons. Gene Ontology annotation, cellular component: endoplasmic reticulum membrane. The record is from RefSeq and is a predicted model, not a curated record. Bases 11 to 2770 code for a protein of 919 amino acids. Lineage: Eukaryota; Fungi; Basidiomycota; Agaricomycetes; Boletales; Pisolithaceae. Gene Ontology annotation, biological process: GPI anchor biosynthetic process. Gene Ontology annotation, molecular function: mannose-ethanolamine phosphotransferase activity.